This is a messenger RNA of Gorilla gorilla gorilla (western lowland gorilla), 9444 nucleotides long. It is a transcript of the gene KCNQ2, whose product is annotated as potassium voltage-gated channel subfamily Q member 2. The record is from RefSeq and is a predicted model, not a curated record. Gene Ontology annotation, molecular function: voltage-gated potassium channel activity. Bases 588 to 3125 code for a protein of 845 amino acids. Gene Ontology annotation, biological process: potassium ion transmembrane transport. The transcript has 18 exons. NCBI's taxonomy places the organism in Eukaryota, Metazoa, Chordata, Mammalia, Primates, Hominidae. Gene Ontology annotation, cellular component: membrane; voltage-gated potassium channel complex.
UUCUAUGUGGGUGGCCUUGUUGCAGCCACAAGCCGGGUUCCCACAGCAGGGUCUUCGGGGGCUAGUGGGCUCCUCCUGUCUGCAGCUUUCUGGGGUGGGCAAGGGAGCAAGUGUAGCAGAGUCGCUUGUAUCAGAGGAGGAUGCAGGGCUGAGAAAAAGUCAUGCAUUUGGGCCGAGCAUGGUGGCUCACGACUGUAAUCCCAGCCCUUUGGGGGGCCGAGGCGGGAGCAUCACUUGAGCCCAGGUGUUCGAGACCAGCCUGGCCAAUAUGAUGAAACCCCAUCUCCACUAAAAAAAUACAAAAAUUAGCCUGGUGUGGUGCACAUGCCUAUAAUCCCAGCAACUCUGGAAGCUGAGGCAGGAGAAUUGCUUGAACCCAGGAGGCGGAGGUUGCAGCGAGCCAAGAUCACGCCAUUGCACUCCAGCCUGCGCAACAAGUGAAACUCUAUCUCAAAACAAAACAAAACAAACAAACAAAAACAAAAAAACCCACAUGCAUUUGGGGGAAUUUUGGUGGGGCGUGAACUUGAGCAUCUGAGGGGAAAUUGAAGAAGGAUCAGUGAGUGAGGUAAUCGCGUGGGACGUGAAUGGGAAGAGCAAUCAUGGUGGAAGUCACUGGCGGGAGGAGGUGCCUGCAACCCGGGAGGAAGGAGAAACGGAGCCUCCUGGCAGCCAGGACGAGGCUGAAAAGAAGGUUCCUCCUGGUUUUCUCCUGCCUCGUGCUGUCUGUGUUUUCCACCAUCAAGGAGUAUGAGAAGAGCUCGGAGGGGGCCCUCUACAUCCUGGAAAUCGUGACUAUCGUGGUGUUUGGCGUGGAGUACUUCGUGCGGAUCUGGGCCGCAGGCUGCUGCUGCCGGUACCGUGGCUGGAGGGGGCGGCUCAAGUUUGCCCGGAAGCCGUUCUGUGUGAUUGACAUCAUGGUGCUGAUCGCCUCCAUUGCGGUGCUGGCCGCCGGCUCCCAGGGCAACGUCUUUGCCACAUCUGCGCUCCGGAGCCUGCGCUUCCUGCAGAUUCUGCGGAUGAUCCGCAUGGACCGGCGGGGAGGCACCUGGAAGCUGCUGGGCUCUGUGGUCUAUGCCCACAGCAAGGAGCUGGUCACUGCCUGGUACAUCGGCUUCCUUUGUCUCAUCCUGGCCUCGUUCCUGGUGUACUUGGCAGAGAAGGGGGAGAACGACCACUUUGACACCUACGCGGAUGCACUCUGGUGGGGCCUGAUCACGCUGACCACCAUUGGCUACGGGGACAAGUACCCCCAGACCUGGAACGGCAGGCUCCUUGCGGCGACCUUCACCCUCAUCGGUGUCUCCUUCUUCGCGCUGCCUGCAGGCAUCUUGGGGUCUGGCUUUGCCCUGAAGGUUCAGGAGCAGCACAGGCAGAAGCACUUUGAGAAAAGGCGGAACCCAGCAGCAGGCCUGAUCCAGUCGGCCUGGAGAUUCUACGCCACCAACCUCUCGCGCACAGACCUGCACUCCACGUGGCAGUACUACGAGCGAACGGUCACCGUGCCCAUGUACAGUUCGCAAACUCAAACCUACGGGGCCUCCAGACUUAUCCCCCCGCUGAACCAGCUGGAGCUGCUGAGGAACCUCAAGAGUAAAUCUGGACUCGCUUUCAGGAAGGACCCCCCGCCGGAGCCGUCUCCAAGUAAAGGCAGCCCGUGCAGAGGGCCCCUGUGUGGAUGCUGCCCCGGACGCUCUAGCCAGAAGGUCAGUUUGAAAGAUCGUGUCUUCUCCAGCCCCCGAGGCGUGGCUGCCAAGGGGAAGGGGUCCCCGCAGGCCCAGACUGUGCGGCGGUCACCCAGCGCCGACCAGAGCCUCGAGGACAGCCCCAGCAAGGUGCCCAAGAGCUGGAGCUUCGGGGACCGCAGCCGGGCACGCCAGGCUUUCCGCAUCAAGGGCGCCGCGUCACGGCAGAACUCAGAAGAAGCAAGCCUCCCCGGAGAGGACAUUGUGGAUGACAAGAGCUGCCCCUGCGAGUUUGUGACCGAGGACCUGACCCCGGGCCUCAAAGUCAGCAUCAGAGCCGUGUGUGUCAUGCGGUUCCUGGUGUCCAAGCGGAAGUUCAAGGAGAGCCUGCGGCCCUACGACGUGAUGGACGUCAUCGAGCAGUACUCAGCCGGCCACCUGGACAUGCUGUCCCGAAUUAAGAGCCUGCAGUCCAGGAUAGAUAUGAUUGUGGGUCCCCCACCCCCUUCAACUCCCCGGCACAAGAAGUACCCCACCAAAGGACCCACGGCCCCUCCGAGAGAGUCACCCCAGUACUCACCUAGAGUGGACCAGAUCGUGGGGCGGGGCCCAGCGAUCACGGACAAGGACCGCACCAAGGGCCCGGCUGAGGCGGAGCUGCCCGAGGACCCCAGCAUGAUGGGACGGCUCGGGAAGGUGGAGAAGCAGGUCUUGUCCAUGGAGAAGAAGCUGGACUUCCUGGUGAAUAUCUACAUGCAGCGGAUGGGCAUCCCCCCGACAGAGACCGAGGCCUACUUUGGGGCCAAAGAGCCGGAGCCGGCGCCGCCGUACCACAGCCCGGAAGACAGCCGGGAGCAUGUCGACAGGCACGGCUGCAUUGUCAAGAUCGUGCGCUCCAGCAGCUCCACGGGCCAGAAGAACUUCUCGGCGCCCCCGGCCGCGCCCCCUGUCCAGUGUCCGCCCUCCACCUCCUGGCAGCCACAGAGCCACCCGCGCCAGGGCCACGGCACCUCCCCCGUGGGGGACCACGGCUCCCUGGUGCGCAUCCCGCCGCCGCCUGCCCACGAGCGGUCACUGUCUGCCUACGGCGGGGGCAACCGCGCCAGCAUGGAGUUCCUGCGGCAGGAGGACACCCCGGGCUGCAGGCCCCCCGAGGGGACCCUGCGGGACAGCGACACAUCCAUCUCCAUCCCGUCCGUGGACCACGAGGAGCUGGAGCGUUCCUUCAGCGGCUUCAGCAUCUCCCAGUCCAAGGAGAACCUGGAUGCUCUCAACAGCUGCUACGCGGCCGUGGCGCCCUGUGCCAAAGUCAGGCCCUACAUUGCGGAGGGAGAGUCAGACACCGACUCCGACCUCUGUACCCCGUGCGGGCCCCCGCCACGCUCGGCCACUGGCGAGGGUCCCUUUGGUGACGUGGGCUGGGCCGGGCCCAGGAAGUGAGGCAGCACUGGGCCAGUGGACCCGCCCGCGGGCCUCCUCAGCACGGUGCCUCCAAGGUUUUGAGGCGGGAACCCUCUGGGGCUCUUUUCUUACAGUAACUGAGUGUGGCGGGAAGGGUGGGCCCUGGAGGGGCCCAUGUGGGCUGAAGGAUGGGGGCUCCUGGCAGUGACCUUUUACAAAAGUUAUUUUCCAACAGGGGCUGGAGGGCCGGGCAGGGCCCUGUGGCUCCAGGAGCAGCGUGCAGGAGCAAGGCUGCCCUGUCCACUCUGCUCAGGGCCGCGGCUGACAUCAGCCCGGUGUGAGGAGGGGCGGGAGUGAUGACGGGGUGUUGCCGGCGUGGCGACGGGCGGGGGGUUGUCUCAGCCGAGCCCAGGGGAGGCACAAAGGGCAGGCCUGUUCCCUGAGGACCUGCGCAAAGGGCGGGCCUGUUCGGUGAGGACCUGCGGCCUUGGGUCCUGGUGGGGUUUCCGGGCAGCUACAGGCGGGUGUGGCCGGCCGCUGUGCGUGGCCUCUGCCCUCACACCUGACCUGCCCGGCGGGCUUUCCUGUUCCCCACCUCAGGGGUGCCCAAAUACAGAGCUAUUGGUUGGCGUCUUCUCCCUGUACCUUCUAGGAUCUGAGGGCUCUUUCCAUGGGAUCCAGCCCCGAGGUGGAGACCUUCGCCUGCAGCCGAGGAGCGGGUGGGGCCUGGGAACCAAACUGGAGCCCAGAGUGGACGUCCAGCCCUCUGGUCUUGGCCUCCAGGGGGAGGGCCUGGCUCACGGUGGGGCCAGGGAGCCGGUUCCGAAGGGUCUUCAAAAAGGGUGUCCUUGGGGGCUCCAGCUGCCUCGCCCUGGCCUUUCCGUGGGUGCGUGAGAGCCAGCAGCACCCCAGCCUUGGAGACCGGGGGGGCAGGACCCCAGGUCCUCCCCUCUCUCCUGACUGCCCUGGCCGGGUGCCGGCACUGCGAGAUCCACCUGGUGAGCAGGCCUCACAGUUCUUAGCCAGGGCCCCACCUCGCCUGUGUCCCACCAGUGCCCCGACAGACCUGGGGCAGGGCUGGGCCAUGAUGCAGCGGGCCAGGAUAGCCUCCACCGUCAGCACAGGGCCGCCCUCCCCGCCUUUCCGGAGGAAACCACUCCCACCUCAGCCCAGCUGUGCGCCCUCCCUAGCUCUCCUGCCCCCUGGAGCUGAUGGCCCCUUCUCCACUGACCGAUUCCUUAGCUGGGCCUCUUGGGGUCUCGGGCCUCAGGGGUGCACCGUCCCAUGCCCGUCCUGUUGUGGGCACCGUGGCCCUUGGGGCAGGCGGCUCUGAUGGGGGAGCGAGUCCCUAGCUCCAGACUUAAGCACCAGACCCCGGGAGCAUCUGGCAUUUGGCGUGACGGCGUCGCAGGCGGGCCUGGGCUCCCUGGAGAGUGGCCUCCCUGAGAGUGAGCAGGGCUGGGGUCGUGGGCGCAAAUACUCCUGCAGAGCAAGUGCAGGGGAGUCCUGGGCCCGUUUCUCCUCCACCUGCGUUUUCAGUGCUCUUGGCUUGGCUGGGAGGUCCUGAGGCCCUGAGGCCAGCAGGGGAACCAGUCCUGAGGGAGAGGACUUUGAAAGCAGCAUUUGAGGGUCGUACGCCCCUGGCUGGUGGGGGUCCUGGCACUCAGGGUGUGUGGGGAGCCAUGUCUGGCGUCCAUUGUGGGGAGCUGCUGCCCUGGCCUCUCUGCCUACCCCCAGACCGGCCAGGGCACUCCCAGGCCCUGUCGCCAUUGAGGUGCCUCUGCUGGGCUGUCUCCUCACCCCUCCCUGUGCUGGAGCCUGUCCCAAAAAGGUGCCAACUGGGAGGCCUCAGAAGCCACUGUCCAGGCUCCCACUGCCUGUCUGCUCUGUUCCCAAAGGCAGCGUGUGUGGCCUCGGGCCCUGCGGUGGCGUGAAGCAUCCCUUCUGGUGUGGGCGUGGCUACGUGUUUUGGAGGCAGCGUUUCACGGCGGUGCCCUUGCUGUCUCCCUUGGGCUGGCUCGAGCCCGGGGUCCAUGUCCCUUCGCCUUCCCGUCAUGGGACAGGGAAUCCAUAGCGGGGCCCACAGGCAGGGGUAUGAGUGCGUCCCACCCAACGCAGCACCAGCCCCGGCCAUCGCUCCCUGUGUCCCCAGUUCCGUCUCAGCUACCUGGACUCCAGGACCCUGGAGAAGGGAGACCUGGCAGUGGAGGGAGGCUGUGCUGUGUGUCCCCCCCAAGGUGUGACCCCCGCCUGCUCUUUCCUCUCCCGCCAGGUGUGGCCCCGCCUGCUCUUUCCUCCCCCCCCCCAGGUGUGGCCCCACCUGUUCUUUCCUCCCCCCGCAGGUGUGGCCCCACCUGCUCUUUCCUCCCCCCACCCCCAGUAUGGCCCCACCUGCUCUUUCCUCCCCCGAGGUGAGGCCCCGCCUGCUCUUUCCUCCCAUGGGGCCUCUGAGGCAUGAGCACCUGGGCACAGGUUGGGGCUCUACAGGAUGAGGAAGACAGGCCAAUCCCUUCCCUCCCAGAAGCUGGCCACCCAGCAGGAGGGACUGAGGCCAGACUCAUGUCCAGCAAGGAACGUGUGGUGUGUCCCCUGGGAAGUCUCUGGGCCCUGGGAAGAGGGAAGGUGCACGUCCUGGGAUGGUUGGGGGGCCCUGUUUUGGGAGACAAAGGGGUAGAGGGUCUGUCUUGGGACCCCCCAGACUCUAGCCUGAGCAGUGCAGCCACCUACUGCCCCACCUCAGAGAAGUGCAGCGGGAAGGAGGCUGGAGGUGGUGUGGCGCUGCCCUGGGUGUCUGCGUGAAUGAGCGUGGCCAAGGACCAGUGCCACCUCAUGGCAAAGAGCUCCCGCAGUGUUUGUUAGAGUGCACAUCCCUACGUGCCCACUGGCACACACACGUGCUCACAUACAUGUCCGCAUAAGGCAUACACAUGCACGCUUGCACACAUGCACACACAUGCACAGACCACAUAACACACACGUGCACUGACCACAUCUGUAUAGACCAUGCACAGUACACAUACGUGCAUACACAUGCCUGCAUACAGGUAUACACAUGCACACUUACAUGCGCACGUGCACAGAUCACACACGUGCACACACAUGUGUAGCUCACACACAGUAUACACAUACACAAGUGCACAGACCACACACAGCACUAACACAUGCACACACAAAGUGCAUAGGCCACACACAGCACAUGCACACAAGUGCACAGACCACACAGCACACACAAGUGCACAGACCACACUGCACACAUGCACACACACACGCGUGCGUGCACACUCCUCGCACUUCCAGCCUUGGAGCCCUUCUGUCUCUGGUCUUUCUGUUUGACCCUGCUGGGUGUAAGCUGCCUGGGGAGGGGCUACAAGGAGUAAUUGUGGCUUUAGGGGUCGUGGUGAUGCUGGAAUGUCAAGCGCUGUCGUGGGGUAUCCCACUGUCCGGGCUCCUGGUCCGCAGUGGCAGAGCGCCAGGCAGAGCCCAAUCAGGGUCUCGUGCUGCCCUUCCCCCUCACAGCCUGGCAGCCAUCCAGAGGAGGGGCUCUACCAGAUGCCAAGGUGCCCCGGUGUCUGUAUGGGUGUCCGGAUGGGCCCUGUGUUUGGUCUGCCCUGGAGGUGCUGGGCCCUCCUGGGAUGGGUGGCUCAGCCUCGAAUCCCAGGCCCCAGCCCAGGCAGGUGCUGCUGCCUGUUGUGGUUUCCUGGCCCAGCUUCUCCUUCUCCCUCUGCAUAAAAUCACAGUCCGUGAGUCUUCCAGCUGCCACCACAGCUGGGACACGCUGGGGGAGGGCUCCUCCCAUGCCUCCUGCACACAGCCGUCUGAGCAGGGCAGGUGCCCAACACCCUCCCCGGAGGACACGCUGCCCCUCAGUGAUGCCCCUACCUUUUGGGGGGCCUCAUCUCAAGCCCCCACUUGGAGGCUGAAAUCACCCCAGGCACUGUGAGGGCUUCUCCAGGGGGCACCCUUUGAGCUGUGGGUCUGAUCACCCCAAGUCCCGCCUGGAGGAGAGGCACAGCCAGGGUGUGUGGUUUAAUGUUUGCCCCCUUCGGGGCUGGAGGUCUCAGUGUUUCUAGAUUCCAGACCCUGCUGCCGGAGAGACCUGCUGCCGGAGAGAAGGGGAGGAGGACUCCAGCUGGGCUCGGUCCCCCACAGUCAGGGACCCCCAUAAAGGACACCCCCUUCUCUCUAGAAAGAGCUGGGCUCUGAGCUAGUUCUAGUCGCUUCCCAGAAGCCGAGGAGCAGAAGGAGCUGUGAGAGCUUUGCAGAAACGCCCUUGUCCCCGCCGCCCUGAGCUAUGAAUGCCGUACAGAGCAGAGGCCGGGGCAUUGGUAAGAUCACAGGUUGACGCUGCACAGCCCCAUUGACACAAACCCUCAAAGCAGACGCGAGAGGGACGGUUCACAAAGCUUGGACCUGCCGUGGAGGGUGCCCGGCAGAUGUGGUGGGAGAAAGAUGGCUCAUGAGGCUUGGACCUGCCGUGGAGGGUGCCCGGCAGAUGUGGUGGGAGAAAGAUGGCUCACGAGGCUUGGACCUGCCGUGGAGGGUGCCCAGCAGAUGUGGCGUGAGAGGGACGGCUCACGAGGCUUGGACCUGGUGGAGGGUGCCCAGCAGACGUGGUGUGAGAGGGAUGGCUCACGAGGCUUGGACCUGCCACGGAGGGUGCCCGGCAGACGUGGUGUGAGAGGGACGGUUCACAAGGCUUGGACCUGCCAUGGAGGGUGCCCAGCAGGGGGCUGAGCUCUGAGGGGUGGAUGCUCAGUGCACGGGUGCCCCCAGUGUCCUCUGGCCCUGUCCGGUGCCUCCCCCAACCCCCACCCAUGCAAAACUCCCAGGUCACAUGUAUAUAUGUCCAGGGCAUGGGGGUAGGGUGAAGAGGCCUGGUCAGGGCCUUUAGGGGCUGCAGGACGGAAUGGCCACCUGGGGGUCCUGUGUGGCUGUGCCGGGCCAGCCAUCCUGCAUUCCCACCCAGCGGGCAGUCUCCACCUCGGCCCCAGCAAAGCGCUAAGGAGCCGGAGAGACAGCCAGGGCGGCUUCCUGAAGGAUGUGGGAUGGUGGACUCCGGGGUCGAGGGAAUCCCCAGGUUCCUGUCCCUCUGGGAGACCUAGAGAAGCUGCACACCCAGGAGCUUUCCAUGACCCGGGAGCAUGAGUGAAUGGGGGUUCCAGUUGGCUGAACUUUGCUGUCUUGUAAGGGUGGGGGCUGACGGCCGACCCUGGGAGGAGGUGACAUCGCAGGGGGAGGUUGUGGGCAACGGUGGAGGAGGAGAGACGGGAGGGGACCAUUUGGGAUGGAGGGGCCUCUUCAAAGUUUUAAAAGGCAUUUGUGGGGUGGAGUUGAGUGUGCUCUGGGCUUGGACACUUGCCGUGGUACCCCUGGCUGGCCGAGGAGACUGGCUCUGGCCACGGGCCCUGUCCGGAGAGGUCCUCAGCGUCUGACUCUCGGCCAGGCACCAGCAAGGAGGGGCCGGUCCCCGGGGCUACCAGGCAGGCACGUGCACAUCGCCAUACGCCACACGCCAACUCUGCCUGGGUUUUACAAAGUCGUUGCCUUAAUGCAUGUGGACAGGAACUCCCUGAGGUCACCCCAUGCCCCCUGGCUGUGCCAGGUACGGACGCCCUGGACCCUGCGUCCAGGUGGGGCGGGCGAGGGGCCCAAGGGACGGGCUCCAGAGACACGCGCAGGGCAGGAGGAGUCUCACGGAGGGGUCUCGCACUGAGGCGCCCAGAGCUGGCGGUCCUGCUGGACGCCAUCCCUCUGCCUGGGAUCCACACGGCCCACGCGUGCCCGCCAUGCCCGCGCCCCACGCCAUUGCAGUCUGCCAUCCUCUGGCCGUGACGGUGGCCCAUGCGCGCCCGCCAUGCCCACGCCCCACGCCAUUGCAGUCUGCCAUCCUCUGGCCGUGACGGUGGCUGCAGCUUCCCCAUUUGCGCCGUUGCCUCUGGCUGUCUGCACUUUUGUUCAUGCUCCAAAGAAUAUUUCAUAAUGCCUUCAGUACCGACGUACACUUCUGACCAUUUUGUAUGUGUCCUUGUGCCGUAGUGACCAGGCCUUUUUUUUGGUGGAUGUGUUACCCCGCACACUUCAAUCUCAACUUUGUGCACCGUCCGUUUUCUAGGGAUAGACGCCCAGGGAAUGAACUCUAGUUUUCUAACAGAUUAGCUGAGAUAUUAACUUACUCACACGGACAGGUUGAUGCCAGAGCCGUAAGAAUGCGCCAGUGCGGGUUUGCGGGGGACUUCGGGUGUGGGGUCCUGCGGCCGGGAUGGCCGUGGAAGGUUCUGGGGAUCCCUGCUGCCACGGGGAUGAGUUCGGACGCCAGGUGGACCUGUGCACUCAGUAAAACGCAGUGAUUCAACCUGGA